This is a messenger RNA of Neogale vison (American mink), 4397 nucleotides long. RefSeq names its product collagen type VIII alpha 2 chain (gene COL8A2). Gene Ontology annotation, molecular function: protein binding. NCBI's taxonomy places the organism in Eukaryota, Metazoa, Chordata, Mammalia, Carnivora, Mustelidae. The transcript is spliced from 2 exons. The record is from RefSeq and is a predicted model, not a curated record. The coding region runs from base 1 to 2106 and encodes 701 amino acids.
AUGCGGGGGGCUCUGCCGCCCCUGUCUUCGCUGCUGCUGCUGCUGCUGCUGCUGGGGUGCGGGCCGAGGGCAGCCACCGGAGGCGGGGCCGGCGGGGCCGCGGGCUACGCGCCGGUGAAGUACGUGCAGCCCAUGCACAAAGGACCUGUGGGGCCGCCCUUCCGCGAGGGCAAGGGCCAGUACCUGGAAAUGCCUCUACCGCUGCUGCCAAUGGACCUGAAAGGCGAGCCUGGUCCGCCUGGGAAGCCCGGGCCUCGGGGACCACCUGGCCCUCCUGGCUUCCCAGGAAAACCAGGCACCGGAAAACCAGGACUCCAUGGGCAGCCUGGCCCCGCCGGCCCCCCUGGCUUCUCCCGGAUGGGCAAGGCUGGUCCCCCAGGGCUCCCAGGCAAGGCUGGGCCACCAGGACAGCCAGGGCUUCAGGGCGAGCCAGGGAUACGAGGGGACCAGGGUCUUCGGGGGCCCCCAGGACCUCCUGGCCUCCCAGGGCCCUCAGGCAUUGCUGUCCCUGGGAAGCCAGGCCCCCAAGGGGUGCCAGGGCCCCCAGGAUUCGGAGGGGAGCCAGGGCCCCAGGGGGAGCCGGGGCCCCCAGGUGAUCGAGGUCUCAAGGGGGAUAAUGGAGUGGGUCAGCCAGGGCUACCUGGGGCCCCAGGGCAAGGGGGUGCCCCUGGACCCCCUGGCCUCCCUGGUCCAGCUGGCUUGGGCAAACCAGGUUUGGAUGGGCUUCCUGGGGCCCCUGGAGAUAAGGGUGAGUCGGGGCCUCCGGGAGUACCGGGACCCCGGGGGGAGCCAGGGGCUCUGGGCCCAAAAGGGCCCCCCGGGGUGGAUGGUGUGGGGGCCCCAGGAGCAGCAGGGCUGCCAGGGCCACAGGGCCCAGCAGGGGCCAAAGGGGAGCCAGGAACCCGGGGACCCCCUGGUCUGAUAGGCCCCACUGGCUAUGGGGUGCCAGGACUGCCAGGCCCCAAGGGGGACAGGGGCCCAGCUGGGGUCCCAGGCCUCUUGGGGGACAGGGGUGAGCCAGGUGAGGAUGGGGAGCCAGGGGAGCAAGGCCCACAGGGCCUUGGGGGGCCCCCAGGACUUCCAGGAUCUGCAGGACUCCCUGGCAGACGUGGGCCCCCUGGGCCCAAGGGGGAUACAGGGCCCGGAGGACCCCCAGGAGUGCCUGGGAUUCGGGGUGACCAGGGACCUAACGGCCUGGCUGGAAAACCUGGGCCCCCAGGAGAGAGGGGACUUCCUGGGGCCCAUGGGCCCCCUGGACCAACUGGGCCCAAAGGUGAGCCGGGCUUCACUGGCCGCCCUGGGGGACCAGGGGUGGCAGGAGCCCUGGGACAGAAGGGUGACUUGGGGCUCCCUGGGCAGCCAGGCCUGAGGGGCCCCUCAGGAAUCCCAGGGCUCCAGGGCCCAGCUGGUCCUAUUGGGCCCCAGGGACUGCCAGGCCUGAAGGGUGAACCCGGCUUGCCAGGGCCCCCAGGCGAGGGGAAAGUGGGGGAACCGGGAGUGACUGGGCCUACAGGGCCCCCUGGGGUCCCUGGUUCCCCAGGACUCACUGGCCCUCCCGGGCCUCCUGGGCCUCCCGGUCCCCCUGGCGCCCCGGGGGCCUUUGAUGAGACUGGCAUUGCCGGCCUGCACCUGCCCAAUGGAGGCGUGGAGGGCGCUGUGCUGGGCAAGGGGGGCAAGCCGCAGUUCGGGCUGGGAGAGCUGUCGGCCCACGCCACCCCCGCCUUCACCGCCGUCCUCACCUCACCCUUCCCCGCCUCGGGCAUGCCUGUCAAGUUUGACCGGACUCUCUACAACGGCCACAGUGGCUACAACCCAGCCACUGGCAUCUUCACCUGCCCUGUGGGCGGGGUCUACUACUUUGCUUACCACGUGCACGUCAAGGGCACCAACGUGUGGGUGGCCCUGUACAAGAACAACGUGCCAGCCACAUACACCUACGACGAGUACAAGAAGGGCUACCUGGACCAGGCAUCUGGCGGGGCUGUGCUCCAGCUGCGGCCCAACGACCAGGUCUGGGUGCAGAUGCCGUCGGACCAGGCCAACGGCCUCUACUCCACUGAGUAUAUCCACUCCUCCUUUUCAGGGUUCUUGCUCUGCCCCACAUAACACCACGGGGGCCUUGCCUCCUUGGCCUCCUCCUCUUUAGUGGUAGAGAGACCUUCUCAGUUACAAGAACCUCCAUUUAAAGAAAAAACCAAAGGCUGAACAGAUGCGGAAGCAGAAGCGGCCGUGGCCUUGGCCCGAGGAGACUGGUUUGGUUUCUCCCUCCACGCAGGCUGAGGUGGUUUCUGGAAGAGGCUGGCCUGAGUUCCUCUCCCCCAAGUGUCUGUGCAGCGUGGGGGUUGCGCCCCCACUGUAGGCAGGCCCCCAGGACACUCAGCCCCGCUGUCGGAGCCCCCUGCCCUCUCAGGAGUCCUGGGUUCUGCUGGGUGGGGAAGGAUGCUGCUUCUCUGGGUCAGAGCGUUGAGGGGACUGAGCUCCCCAUUCCGUUCCCCUAGGGAGACACAGGCCCAAGCCCUGCCCUUCCUGCUGGCCCCCAGACGGCACCUCGGAUCUCAGCUGGGGCUCUUCCAGCUCCCCUGGGAAUUCCAGCAGCGGAUGGUGGGUCCCAUGAAGAGUUUUUGCUUCUGGGGGAAAGCAAAGGGUGGGGGGCAUCGAGGUGGCUAGAGUGGACGCCUUGCCAGGACUGCACCCCCAGCGCGAUGCUGUGGCGACAGGCCUGUCCAUGGCAGGUGCAGGAGCUCGGCCCCUUCUCUGCAGGCUCCUGGAAAGGGCCAACUCUGUUUCUGCUCCAGCUGCAGCCACAGAAGCGGUGGUUUGUGGCGGGAGGAGCACGGACCUGGGGCCCGAUGGCAGCCCUUUACGUCCACCUCCAUCUCCCCGGCUCCUCCCAACCACUGGCUUUGCUCAGCAGAAGGGCAGUCGCGCAAGCCCUUGGGGACUGACUGCCGCAGCAGGCACGGGGCAGGACCGACCAGCGGCGAACUCAAGUACCCUCCCUCUCCUUUCCCCUGCUGGGGGAGGGCUGAUUUCUUCAUACAAAAUUGUAAGGUAUCCUGCCCCCCCGCAACCCAAGUGUCCCCAAGGCAGAGAGCCUCUUUUUCGGCCCUCAGAACAAGGUACACACAAGCUCGGGGAUGAUGAAGGCUCCCCCCUGCUUCUCUUUAACAAGAGCCAUAUGGUGGGUAUGUGUGUCUACUAGAGGGGUUAAUCUGAGGGGGCUUCCUCUCCUUCUCCCCUCUGGUUCCAAUUUCCUGUUCUAAGCAGGAUUAGGGCCCAGAAGGUUGAGACUCUGAGGAAAACGGUGCCAACAGUCCUCCUUUAGAAUGAGUUGACUCGGGAUGUUUCUGCCGUUUUCCCCAAGCAGAGCACCCCCUGCAGGAAACGGACAGGAUCCCUCUCCUAUCUCCUAGUUCAAGCUCAGUGGAUAAAGCUGAGAUUAAUGCUGGGGCAAAGAUGGCCACUUUCCUGGGGCGGGGGGUGGGGCUCGGGGCCUCCCCCUCAGCCUGCCGCAAGCCAACCCACUUCUCCGUACCAAGUGUGAACUGGGGUCACGCAGUGUGGUCUUCCACUGCUCUGAUUCUGGCCGGCACCAGACUGUCCAUGUUGGACAUGGUGGUGGCCGAAUUUUGGUUCACUGAGCUCUGGGUUCCUGGGCUGGCCUCCCAACCCACUUCUCCCAACAAAGCAGGCCCCUUGACCGCUCACUUUGUCUUUCAAAAGUGAAACCCAAAGCUGUGCGAGGGACACCUGAACAGCUUUUGGCUGGGCCUCAUGGUGGAUUGCUUGAUCCCGGAUACCCAAGAGAACUAAAGAGCCACACCAAGCCUGGUGGGGUCCUUUACUCAGCCUCCUUCCUGGGCCAAAGCUGCCACCAUCUGACCAGCUAGGGAGGGGUUCCAAUGGGUGGAAAUUCAUUACCUCUGAGGGGGAGCCCAGGGGACUAAGGAGGGCACUGGGGGAGCCAGAAAAAGAGCUGUUUCACCGAACUUAGCUUCGGCUAAAUGUCAUUCCAGAAGCCUUUAGGGGAGGGGUGGCUGGUGCUUCCGAAAUGUCUAUGGGAAUUUAGUUCCAGGUGUCCACUUGACUAGCUUUGAUAAACGAUGCCAAGUUUUAACUAUGAAAACUAUGGUACUUUGGUGCAUUUUUUAUAUUCUGAUUCCUAGGUGGUUGUUUUUUUAAGAUUAAGGUUUGAAUGUUUUCAUUAGUAAUUUCAUUUCUAACCUGGUAUAGGAAGCUUAGUUCUCUACAUACCUAUUAUGUGCCCUGUGUCACAGAUUUGGGAAAAAUGCACUUGGGAAUCAAAAAAGGGGGUGGGUCUUCUUUUUGAAAAGAAAAACAGCAGUAUUGACUGUCUGUACUGACACAACCCCAAUAAAACCUGUUGUAUGAACAGC